This is a messenger RNA of Lycium ferocissimum, 825 nucleotides long. RefSeq lists its product as uncharacterized. The record is from RefSeq and is a predicted model, not a curated record. The coding region runs from base 1 to 825 and encodes 274 amino acids. Lineage: Eukaryota; Viridiplantae; Streptophyta; Magnoliopsida; Solanales; Solanaceae. The transcript has 3 exons.
AUGGUUGAGAGGCAUUCUUGUUUAAACUGUCUAAUUUUGAUGGAUCUUUACAUAAAUAGCCAGUCGUGUUCAUUGUUUACUUUCCGGCAAAAUCCUCUUGUAUUAGUCCAUGAUCAACAACCGUUGGAAGUUCCUACAUUGCCUCAUUCUGGUGUUUCUGUACCGACAUCAUCUCCUCCAUCAUCAGCUAAUGUGACACAAACCUCUGAUCUUAGAGGUGGAAGCAAUUUAACAUUCAAUGAACCCUUUUUGGUCAAUUAUCAAACUGGUGGACAUUGUGCCUCAGGUAUGAAGCUUGAAGUCAACACACUUGCCACAGUUCCUCCACCAACAUCAGCCCCUGCUAAAUCCCCUGCUUCAUCACCAUCUCCUAAAUCUUCGGCGCCAACGCCAAAAAUUGCACCUAAAAUCUCUCCUGUUUCAUCACCAAAAAAUGCACCUAAAAUCUCGCCUGCAACUUCCCCUGGUGCUAGUAGUCCGUCUCCGAUAACUGUUGAGGCUCCGACAGUGCCUCCUAAUGAUGAUUCUGUACCAACAUCAUCUCCACCGGCGCCAUCUCAACCUUCAUCUGCUGAUAAAAUUAGUGUCGUUGCUAGUUCCACCGUGGGAUUUGGUGUUGUUGUUAUGAUGUUGUUCUUUACCCAGUCGUGUUCAUUGUUUACUUUCCGGCAAAAUCCUCUUGUAUUAGUCCAUGAUCAACAACCGUUGGAAGUUCCUACAUUGCCUCAUUCUGGUGUUUCUGUACCGACAUCAUCUCCUCCAUCAUCAGCUAGUAAAAUUAGGUUCAUUGCUAGUUACACCGUGGAUUUGGCGUUGUCAUUAUGA